CAAGCUUCCUGUAAGUGCAGAUGCAUUAGAUCGCUCCCUAUUCGCAAAACCCUACGCCAAAGCCCUAAACUCUCUCGAAGGGGGAAAAAAAAAAUCCUAAUCGAAAGAUCCCAAACGUCCAAUGUCCGCCGCUAGAUCCGUCUUUCGCUCCGCCGCAAGCCGGGCAUCCGCCGCGGCGUCUAGAUUCUCCACCGUACCCAAGGCCAAGCCGGCAUCGCCGCAGUCUGCUUUUCGAACGCCUAAACAGAGCCCUUUUUCAAACCGCAUUUUCAGAUCUCCGGUAGAACUGAGCUGUUGCGUGGAGACGAUGCUCCCUUACCACACUGCCACUGCUUCUGCUUUGCUCAAUUCGAUGCUCUCGGCUUCACGCCGUGGUUGGAUCGUUGAAGAUGGAUGACUCUUCUUCUCAACAUUGCAGUAACCAGGAAGAUUUUGUUUAAGAUUCUAAGAAAGACAACUUGUGUUGAUUCUUUAACCAUAAAGAGGUGUUUCUGCAAAUGUUUUUAACUAUUUUACUUAAUAAAUAAAUAUCCAAGUGAAUCGUUGAAUCAAAUAUCCUCGCAUUCCCAUCGCCCUCUAUUGUAGCUCUUUUGUAGUUUGUUGGCAUCUUAAGUUAUUUAUAUAUCUGAUUAAUAA
Thlaspi arvense is the source of this 636-nucleotide messenger RNA. The record is from the annotation of a GenBank genome assembly. Lineage: Eukaryota; Viridiplantae; Streptophyta; Magnoliopsida; Brassicales; Brassicaceae.